UCGUUUGUGAUGAUACAAGUCUAUAUACAAACAUGCAUGACUAAAUUUAAUCUACAACUAGAGAAACAAAAAUAAUAAAAUCAGACAGUCAAUAGUACCCGUACAGUGCCGAUAAAAUUUGUUAUUUUUGUUUCUUCAUAUAUCGAUCGAAUUUAGACUUACAUAUUUGCAUAGUGUCUUAUAUUAUCAUGGACUAUCUUAUUAAAUUUUAUGUAUUUUUUAUAUAAUUAUUUAAAUUAUAUGCAUACACCUAGGUGCCAUGGUACCUAGGUGUAGAAAAUACUUUCUGAUCGCGGCUUGUCAUCCUCCUCCUCCUCGCCAUGGUUGCCUCGGCGGCAGUUGCUCAGAGCAACGAGAUAGUAGAUCAGUGGUUCAGGACAGACUGCUCGACCACCGGUAACUAUACCAGGGGCAGCCAGUUCGAGAAGAACCUCAACCAGCUCCUCUCCAGCCUCUCUGCCGGCGCCAUCGCCGGCGACUGGUUCAACACCAGCUCGGUCGGGACGGGUCCCGACCAGGCGUUCGGCCUCAUCAUGUGCUACGCCGACGCCGGCGAUGCGACGAGGUGUAAGGAAUGCCUUGCCCGGGCGCCCGCUGGGGUCAGACAGGAGUGCCCCGGAAGCCGGGCGGUGACCGCCAGCAACGACGCCUGCCUCCUCCGCUACUCCGACAAGCCUUUCUUCUCCGCCUACGACGCCAGCACCAACAUCAGCUACACAAAAUUAGCCGGUGACCAAAUCGUCGUCCAGAACGUGACCACCAUGAACAACACGCGAUGGCAGUUUCUGAACAAGCUAGCGGAGAGGGCCGGUGACAACACGCUGAGGAUAGACAACCGUAGCGAGCCGUACGUGGCGGCAGUUUAUUUUUUGAUUUUUGGAAUUUUUAUCUUUUUUCGUGAUUUUUCGUUUUCACAACGGUUGCGCUAGCCGCACGUGAAAAUCAUGAUUUUCGUAGACAUUUUCUUUCGGGUGCAGCUAUAUUUAUAGCGCCAUAUUUUUCACAAAAAAAAUAGUCGGUAUGUAUUUACAUUGUAAGUUCAUAAAUUACAUAUGUAAUUUUAGUAUAUUUACAAUGUAAGUGCUAAAAUUACAUAUGUAAGUCUAUAAAUUACAUAUGUAAUUUUAGUGUAUUUACAAUGUAAGUCUCUAAAUUACAUAUGUAAAUAAUAUGCAAUUUAAGUGUAAUUAGUAUGUAAUUUUAAUUCAAGCCAAAAUCU
Messenger RNA from Oryza sativa Japonica Group (Japanese rice), 1219 nucleotides. The record is from RefSeq and is a predicted model, not a curated record. NCBI's taxonomy places the organism in Eukaryota, Viridiplantae, Streptophyta, Magnoliopsida, Poales, Poaceae.